AUACCCACAACAACAUCAACACCCACAACAACAUUAAUACCCACAACAACAUCAAUACCCACAACAUCAACACCCACAACAACAUCAAUACCAACAACAACAUCAAUACCAACAACAACAUCUAUACCAACAACAACAUCAAUAUCCACAACAACAUCAAUACCCACAACAACAUCAACAACCACAACAACAUCAAUACCCACAACAACAUCAAUACCCACAACAACAUCAAUACCCACAACAACAUCUAUACCAACAACAACAUCAAUAUCCACAACAACAUCAAUACCCACAGCAACAUCAAUACCUACAACAACAUCAAUACCCACAACAACAAAAAUACCCACAACAACAUCAAUACCCACAACAACAUCAAUACCCACAACAACAUCAAUACCCACAACAACAUCAAUACCCACAGCAACAACAAUACCCACAACAACAUCAAUACACACAACAACAUCAACACCAACAACAUCCAUUCCCACAACAACAUCCAUUCCCACAACAACAUCAAUACCCACAACAACAUCAAUACCCACAACAACAUCAACACUCACAACAUCAAUACCAACAACAACACCCACAACAACAUCAAUCCCCACAACAACAUCAAUACCCACAACAACAUCUAUACCCACAACAACAUCAAUACCCAAAACAUCAAUACCCACAACAUCAACACCCACAACAUCAGUACCCAAAACAUCAACACCCACAACAACAUCAAUACCCACAACAACAUCUAUACCCACAACAACAUCUAUACCCACAACAACAUCAAUACCCACAACAACAUCUAUGCCCACAACAACAUCAAUACCCACAACAACAUCAAUACCCACAACAACAUCAACACCCACAUCAAUACCCACAACAACAUCUAUACCCACAACAACAUCAAUACCCAAAACAUCAAUACCCACAACAUCAACACCCACAACAUCAGUACCCAAAACAUCAACACCCACAACAACAUCAAUACCCACAACAACAUCUAUACCCACAACAACAUCUAUACCCACAACAACAUCAAUACCCACAACAACAUCUAUGCCCACAACAACAUCUAUACCCACAACAACAUCAAUACCCACAACAACAUCAAUACCCACAACAACAUCAACACCCACAACAACAUCGAUUCCCACAACAACAUUAAUACCCACAACAACAUCAACACCCACAACAUCAGUACCCAAAACAUCAACACCCACAACAACAUCAAUACCCACAACAACAUCAAUACCCACAACAACAUCAAUACCCACAACAACAUCUAUACCCACAACAACAUCAGUACCCACAACAACAUCAACACCCACAACAACAUCAUUACCAACAACAACAUCAAUACCCACAACAACAUCAAUACCAACAACAACAUCAAUACCAACAACAACAUCAAUACCCACAACAUCUAUAACCACAACAACAUCAAUACCAAAAACAUCAAUACCCACAACAGCAUCAAUACCCACAACAACAUCUAUACCCACAACAUCAAUACCCACAACAACAUCUAUACCCACAACAACAUCAAUACCAACAACAUCAAUACCCACAACAACAUCAACACCCACAACAACCUCAAUACCCACGACAACAUCAACACUCACAACAACAUCUAUACCCACAACAACAUCAAUACCCACAACAACAUCAAUACCCACAACAUCAAUACCCACAACAACAUCAAUACCAACAACAACAUCUAUACCCAUAACAACAUCAAUACCAACAACAACAUCAAUACCCACAACAACAUCAAUACCCACAACGACAUCAAUACCCACAACAACAUCAACACCCACAACAACCUCAAUACUCACGACAACAUCAACACCCACAACAACAUCAAUGCCCACAACAACAACACCCACAAAAACAUCAACACCCACAACAUCAAUACCCACAACAACAUCUAUACCCACAGCAACAUCAAUACCAACAACAUCAAUACCCACAACAACAUCAACACCCACAACAACCUCAAUACCCACCACAACAUCAAUACUCACAACAACAUCUAUACCCACAACAACAUCU
Octopus bimaculoides (California two-spot octopus) is the source of this 2049-nucleotide messenger RNA. RefSeq names its product mucin-2-like. The record is from RefSeq and is a predicted model, not a curated record. NCBI's taxonomy places the organism in Eukaryota, Metazoa, Mollusca, Cephalopoda, Octopoda, Octopodidae.